AUGGAGCUGGGGGAAGGACACGGGGACAGAAAUGGAGCUGGGGGAAGGACACGGGGACAGAAAUGGAGCUGGGGGAAGGACACGGGGACAGAAAUGGAGCUGGGGGAAGGACACGGGGACGGAAAUGGAGCUGGGGGAAGGACACGGGGACAGAAAUGGAGCUGGGGGAAGGACACGGGGACAGAAAUGGAGCUGGGGGAAGAACACGGGGACGGAAAUGGAGCUGGGGGAAGAACACGGGGACGGAAAUGGAGCUGGGGGAAGUACACGGGGACGGAAAUGGAGCUGGGGGAAGUACACGGGGACAGAAAUGGAGCUGGGGGAAGGACACGGGGACAGAAAUGGAGCUGGGGGAAGGACACGGGGACAGAAAUGGAGCUGGGGGAAGGACACGGGGACAGAAAUGGAGCUGGGGGAAGGAUACGGGGACAGAAAUGGAGCUGGGGGAAGAACACGGGGACGGAAAUGGAGCUGGGGGAAGAACACGGGGACGGAAAUGGAGCUGGGGGAAGUACACGGGGACGGAAAUGGAGCUGGGGGAAGUACACGGGGACAGAAAUGGAGCUGGGGGAAGGACACGGGGACAGAAAUGGAGCUGGGGGAAGGACACGGGGACAGAAAUGGAGCUGGGGGAAGGACACGGGGAUGGAAAUGGAGCAGUAUAAUACCGCCCAAGGUUGGCAUGAUGCAGUAUAA
Molecule: messenger RNA, 696 nt
Organism: Salvelinus namaycush (lake trout)
Lineage: Eukaryota; Metazoa; Chordata; Actinopteri; Salmoniformes; Salmonidae
Product: glycine-rich cell wall structural protein 2-like
Exons: 1
Coding region: 1-696 (231 amino acids)
Source: RefSeq, a predicted model, not a curated record